Messenger RNA from Homarus americanus (American lobster), 822 nucleotides. Its product is annotated as inverted formin-2-like. NCBI's taxonomy places the organism in Eukaryota, Metazoa, Arthropoda, Malacostraca, Decapoda, Nephropidae. The coding region runs from base 1 to 822 and encodes 273 amino acids. The record is from RefSeq and is a predicted model, not a curated record. The transcript is spliced from 3 exons.
AUGAAGCCGCUCUAUGAUUACCAGGAACCUGAACAGCAUAAUCAGGCUCAAGCAGGAGAAACAGCUGUCCAACAACAGCAGAGCCAGCACAGACAGCAGAGACAGCAGAGACAACAGACACAGCAACAACAUGACAGCACACAAAACAGCAGAGACAACACAGACACAGCAGACAACAGAGCAGACACAGCAACAACAGCAGAGCCAGCACAGACAGCAGAGACAACAGAGACAACAACAGCAACAACACAGCCAGCACAGACAGCAGAGACCAGAGACAACAGACAGACAGCAGAGACAACAGAGACAACAGACAUAGCUAGCAGAGACAACAGACACAGGCAGAGAGCAGACAACAGAGCAGACACAGCCACAGAGCAGCACAACAGCAGAGACAACAGAGACAACAGACACAGCAACAACACAGAGCAGCACACAGCAGCAGAGCAGAGACACAGACACAGGACAGCAGAGAGCACAGCACAGACACACUCCGCCUUGUUGCCUUAUGCUAAUUCCUGUGUCCUCGAUCUGGCCACCAGUUACUUGGGCCAGCCUCCACCAUCUGCCUAUCCGCCACCACAUCCAGCAGCUACCCAACCUCCACCACCUGCACCGCCUCCAUCAGUUACUCAGCCUCCAGCAGCUACCCAACCUCAACCACCUGCACCGCCUCCAUCAGUUACUCAGCCUCCAGCAGCUACCCAACCUCAACCACCUGCACCGCCUCCAUCAGUUAUCCAGCCUCCAGCAGCUACCCAACCUCAACCACCUGCACCGCCUCCAUCAGUUACCCAGCCUCCAGCAGCUACCCAACCUUAA